This is a messenger RNA of Stegastes partitus (bicolor damselfish), 5989 nucleotides long. It is a transcript of the gene cdh4, whose product is annotated as cadherin 4, type 1, R-cadherin (retinal). Gene Ontology annotation, cellular component: plasma membrane; adherens junction; catenin complex. Gene Ontology annotation, biological process: cell morphogenesis; cell-cell adhesion mediated by cadherin; cell migration. The record is from RefSeq and is a predicted model, not a curated record. Bases 154 to 2610 code for a protein of 818 amino acids. Gene Ontology annotation, molecular function: beta-catenin binding; calcium ion binding; cadherin binding. The transcript has 15 exons. NCBI's taxonomy places the organism in Eukaryota, Metazoa, Chordata, Actinopteri, Pomacentridae.
ACCACCCUGUCCAGCGAACGUGUGAAGUUUGAGGACUGCCAGCGCAGCAGAGAGGUGGGCUUCUUCAGCAGCGACCCCAACUUCAGCGUGAGGCCCGACGGGUCGGUGUAUGCAGACCAGGAGGUGGCCAACCUGUCAGAGCCCGUCCAGUUCAUGGUAACGGCUCGGGGACUCCACGACCCCCACAUCUGGGAGACCACUGUUAAACUGGCCCUCGCUGGACAUCCUCAUCCUUUACCGCUCACGAAGAUUGGUAUUGAAGAAAUGCUGUCAAGAGUCUGGGAGUCCCAACCCCGAGUUAUCAAGUUUCCCCGAAAACAUCAGAGGGGUUCCUCUUCCAAUGGGCUGAGGCGACAGAAGAGAGACUGGGUCAUUCCACCUAUCAAUGUGCCUGAAAACUCCAGAGGACCCUUCCCUCACAUGCUUGUCAGGAUCCGCUCAGAUCAGGAUAAGGAUGUUGGCAUCCGCUACAGCAUCACCGGAGCGGGCGCCGAUCAGCCCCCGAGUGGUAUCUACAACAUAGAUCCCAUCAGCGGCAACAUGUUUGUCACCCAACCCCUGGACAGAGAGGAGAGAGCCUCCUUCCAUCUACGGGCCCACGCAGUGGACAUGAACGGGAACCAGGUGGAGAAUCCGAUUGAUCUGUACAUCUAUGUGAUCGACAUGAACGACAACAGACCCGAGUUUCAGAACCAAGUGUACAACGGCUCUGUGGCCGAAGGUUCCAAACCAGGCUCAUCUGUGAUGCAGGUGACGGCCACGGACUCGGACGACUCCACCACAGCGAACGGCAUGGUGCGCUAUCGCAUCCUCUCACAGACGCCCCACAGCCCCAUCCCCAACAUGUUCACCAUCAACAGCGAGACUGGAGACAUAGUGACAGUGGCAGCCGGCCUGGAUAGAGAGAAAGUCUCUCAGUACACCAUCAUUGUCCAGGCCACUGACAUGGAGGGAAACCUGAACUUCGGACUCUCCAACACGGCUACAGCCCUCAUCUCUAUUACCGACAUCAACGACAAUCCCCCAGAGCUGACAGUCAGGACGUUUUCUGGGGAAGUGCCAGAGAACAAGGUGAACGUGGUGGUGACCAACCUGACGGUGGUGGACAGAGAUCAGCCCCACAGCCCCAACUGGAACGCCGUCUACCGCAUCGUCAGCGGAGACCCCUCCGGACAUUUCACCAUCCGAACUAACCCCAUCACAAAUGAGGGCAUGCUGACGGUGGUCAAGCCGGUGGAUUUUGAGAUGAAUCGAGCCUUCAUGCUGACCGUGGUGGUGUCCAACCAGGCCCACCUGGCCAGCGGCAUCCAGUCUUCGCUGCAGUCCACAGCAGGAGUCACCAUCUCCGUUCAGGAUGUGAACGAGCCGCCCGUCUUCCCCGUAAAUCCUAAGAUGAUUCGCUUUGAAGAAGGUGUGCCGGCAGGGACGACUCUUACCGUGUUUGCUGCACAAGACCCUGAUCACUUCAUCCACCAGAGUGUCAGGUACUCGAAGUUAUCAGAUCCAGCUAACUGGCUAAAGAUCAACAGGACCAAUGGUCAGAUCACCACCAUGGCCCUGCUUGACCGAGAGUCCAUGUACGUCAAAAACAACGUGUACGAGGCCACGUUCCUGGCAUUCGACUCUGGCUCCCCUCAAGCCAGUGGAACGGGAACCCUCCAGAUAUACCUGAUCGACGUGAACGACAACGCGCCGGUGCUUAUUCCCCGGGAGGCUCAAGUGUGCGAGCGUGCACGCCCCAACUCCAAGAUCAACAUCACAGCUUCGGAUGCCGACGCCGACCCCAACGUGGGACCGUUUGUCUUCGAGCUGCCGUCUUUUCCUGCCAGCGUUCGUCGCAACUGGACCGUUUCCAGACUGAGCGGCGAUUAUGCUCAGAUGAGGCUAAGGAUUCCUUACCUGGAGGCAGGAGUGUACGAGAUUCCCAUCAUUGUGUCCGACUCGGGAAACCCUCCACUCUCCAACCGCUCUGUGAUCAGGGUCAAAGUAUGUCCCUGUGAUGACAAUGGAGACUGUAGCGCCACAGGAGCUGUGGCAGCCGCCGGCCUCGGCACCGGGGCCAUCAUCGCUAUACUCAUCUGCAUCAUCAUCCUACUCAGCAUGGUUCUGCUGUUUGUGGUGUGGAUGAAGCGCAGAGAGAAGGAGCGGCAGGCGAAGCCCCUGCUGAUCGACCCUGAGGACGACGUCAGAGACAACAUCCUCAAGUAUGAUGAGGAGGGCGGAGGAGAGGAGGACCAGGACUAUGACUUGAGCCAGUUGCAGCAGCCCGAGUCUCUGGAGCACAUCAUCAAUAAGCCAUCGGGGGUGCGCAGGGUGGAUGAGAGGCCUGUGAUUGCAGAGUCGCAGUACCCCGUCAGACCCAGUCUGCCCCACCCUGGAGACAUAGGAGACUUCAUAAAUGAUGGUCUGAGGGCAGCAGACAACGACCCCACCGCUCCUCCCUACGACUCCCUGCUGGUGUUUGACUACGAAGGCAGCGGUUCUACCGCCGGCUCUGUCAGCUCGCUCAACUCCACCAGCUCAGGAGACCAGGACUAUGACUACCUCAACGACUGGGGCCCUCGCUUCAAGAAGCUGGCCGACCUCUACGGAGGAGGGGACGAUGACUGAGAGCGGGGCGGGGGGCUGGGCGGGGCUGCGGCAGGGGUCAGGAGAGGCGGGACUGGUUGGAUGGACGUUCCCAUAGACCACAGGCAGGGGCCCACAACAUGAUGCCGGCUCCAUGGUAGACAUGUGAGGAAUGGACCCUUUACAUGGGCUGCAUUAGUUUGCUCACAGCAACCAAGCCCGCAAACAUGAAUUCCGCUGCAACGCAACUGUAUUCUGGCUUUAUACUUUUUAGUGGCGAGUUUGUAGUGUGAUUUGGUUCCUCUUUGUUUUUGUCGUUCUCUCACCGCGCUGGACCCAGACGUCUCUGGGGACGAAUCAAGGCGGUCGUGAGAGGCACGAGUAGUGAAUUUGUGCUUUGAUUGAUUGUUUAAACAAAACCAUCUCUUGCUUUAGUCUCACACUGAAGAGAAUGUUUUCGGGAAGUUGCUCUCUGACUCUCUCUUUAACUCUGUCAACUUGAAUUUCCUUAGAACAGAAGCACUGUCAUUUUAUAAAGUGCCUUUUGUGGUGUGUUUUUGUAUCAGACUCCUGCUAUCUCAGGAUCGGUUGCCAUUCGUGCAGUACAGUGGAGGCGCGUUCUCUCGUCGCUCCUCCGCGCUCCUCAAACCAGCCCUGCCUGUCACUCUCCUCCCCCUUUCACAGUGGUGCACAUGAACAACCCCAGCAGCCAGUCCCAGGAGGGAAGGACAGAACCAGGGCAGACUAUCGGACAUCACAACCCAAUGAAUUAUGGCCUGAAAGAAGCCAAUAAGAGUUGUUGUGGAGAAGACAACCCUCCUCUCCAAGGACCUGCUCAGUUUGACUUUCACAAGCAUCACCUGUCAACACAGCAACAGCAACACGCUGACAUUGUGUGAGACCAUUUUUAUACAAAGUGAGGGUUUUAUAAUUUAGUGGAGAAUGCCUGCCUUUCCUCUUUGGACUCAUGAGUUUAGGAGCCUUUAUGUUGAGACGCUUGCCUGCCCUAUAUGGUUUUAUGUCGCUUUCUCCACAGUGUAAAGCUUAUGUAGGCAUGAUCUGAUUAUUCAGACAGUGUAAGAAAGUGGAACUUGAAAUGACUUGGAACAACACUAUCUAAGAAAGAUUUUUUUGUUUGUUUUGUUUUUUUUUUUGUCGCCUUGAACAUUCCCGUUUUUUAUAGGCCAACGAAACUAUUGAAAGGUGCAUGAUUUUUUUUCCUCCAAAUGUUUUACUCAAAGCACUUGUUACUAUGUGGUGAGAAUGUGAAAAUAGUCAGCAGAAACUAUAUGAAUAUACUCUGUAUAAAGACACCGAGAAAAUAAAAAUACUGUAAGAUACAUAUUUUUGAAGUAUUGAUGACAUAAAAGUUGCUGCUCUCUCUCUCUGGCUCUACAUUGGGGCUUUGGGGGGAUUUUUGGCCCAUUCAUUUUUAAUAUGUGGAUAUUUAUGUUUGUCCUCUGUUGGAGCUUUUUAAUUCCAUUUGUUUCAGAUGCCUGCCUAUACAUUUGUUGUUUCGGUUUUGCUCUUUUUAUUUCCAAAAAAUGCUUUGUUAUACUCCUUUUAUAUAUGAAAACACGCCCUCCCCCUUUCAGUCUUUAUUGUCUCUGGCAGACGUGUUCCUCUUGUUGGUUUCUGGCCUUGGGACAGUGGAAGGUUCAUUAGCCAUGCCUGCUGAUAGUUGUUCUAUUAUUCAGUGUACUGGAAUUCUUUUAUUAAUUCAUCUAGAUACUGGAUGUGUGCUUUAGAAAAUAAACGACACAUGUUUUGAAAAAGUGCCAUCAUUUUUGAAUAUGUUCAGGUGUAUGCUGAGUGACAUAGCAUGACCUGGUUUGUUCAACAGUUGUCACUUCAAAUAUACUGUUACUGGAAGCUUUAAAUAACAAUGGGCCUCUGUGAUCUUGUUUUUUAAAAUCAUGCCAAGACUAAGGCUGCUGUGUGUUGGCUUUCUGGCACUGGCACUUCUAGUGGUAGUAUCAAAAAACAACACCGUGGCAGACAGAAAUGAAUGCCGCUACCCCACACGUGCUCAUUGACCACUGAUGUUAAAUGGGCUGAAAGCAGCACAGAGUGCAUCCAUUUUCACCAGGACUGUCUUAUUAUUUUUUAUUUUCAAAUAUGCUGUAAUCACAAAAAAAAAAAAAAUCCACGCAUAGUGGUUUUCAAUUCCCUGCUUUUCCACCGUUAUUUGUUCUCGACACAAUUUGCACAUACAGUUUGCAAAUACAAAUGUUUUGUGUAUGCACACUUAAUAGUUGCAUCUUCUUUGUUUUUGUGUUUUGUUUUGUUUUUUUUACUGUGGAAUAACGUAUUUGUAAGUCUUAGAAAGAGUCAUGAAGCAGAGCCAACUCCCCGCAGGAUUAUGCAGUUAAUCUUUGACCCUAUUGUUUGGAUAUAGCUUCAUUUUCUAAUGAAACCCUCACUGUUGGUCCUUUUAUUGCAUCACAGACGAAGGAUUGUUAGAGCAGUGUGCAGGGUCAGGAAGUAUAUUUGUGUCCAUUCCUGUGAUUUCAAUUAGUCAGCUGAAGCGCCAAAAAACCCACUGGGGACUUAAAGGGAUUUAAUCCUCUCCGGCUGUGUGUCUAUCAAUUAGCCACACCAUUAAUCCCCACGGCGUAAUCUCAUUAGAUAGAGCGCCUUUAAUGAGACACCCAGAGAGAAAGCAGAGAGGCAGGCUGCAAGAGAGAGGGAGAAAAAUGAGGUGGUGCCAAGAUGCAGGUAGGCCAUGUGGAGAGGUGAUUAGUAGGAUGGAGGAGAGGGUCAGCAGAGGGAGGGGUCCAAGGAAGGGAGGAUCAAGCACAGCGGGAACAAUGCAUAACAUUUAGAAAAUGGUUUCAGGAGGGGGAAAAAAAAAAAAGCUUAAAUAUGAGGGAGUGGAACAGAGUGAUACUUCAGUGUCCGCUGUGGGCACAAAUUAGAGGGCUGGGCAGUGCAGAGGUAGAGAAGACAGGUAGAGGUGAGCAGCGCUGAUGGAACGCACUGGACACGUUAAUGAGAGGUGCUUUGAUUCCCCGAGUAACCCAGUAAUGAGAACAUCCAGUGAUAAACCUAAGUUAACCUUUACUGUGGUACAAUAAUGAAUUCUUCUGUGGACCCAGCAGAACUGUGGACCUGUGUUAAUGACAGAGCCAUCAUGAUGGAUUAUUAUUUCAGAGCCAUUUCUCUAAAAUAAUAAUCAAAUUGGUAAAAGUCAUCUUGGUCACAGCCAGUCGGCAGAUAAGGAGAUUAACUUAAGGGAAGGGCUCUUUGAUGGGCUUAGCUGAAGUUCACUCGGUUUCCCUGUGGCAGAUAGGCAGAGUGAAAGAAGAAAGCAAACUCAAGUUGCCCCCUUGAUAAAUGGCAAAUAUAGACUGAGAGCUUUGCUGCUGGCUUGCAGCCAGUGCCUUGUGUGUUGUAAAUAAAGUUCUCUUCUUCAAACAUG